AAAAAAAAAAAAACUUUUAAAAACUUUGUUAAAACUGUUUUGUUUUAACUAGUUUUGUAAGUAAAGUCGUUUAAAUAAAAUAAAAGAAUAACAUUUGUUAAAUGCAUAAACAAGAAGAAGUGUAUGACUGCAAUAAACAGAAUGUUGACAGAGUAUUUAUUAAUGUUGGCGGUACUAGACAUGAAUGUUUUAUAAAAACCUUACAAAACUUUCCAGACACUCGAUUGUUUUGGAUUGCAGAAAUGGCAAUUAAAAUGGCAAAUUUUGGUGAAGACGUAGAUGAAUUUUUUUUUGACAGACAUCCAGGAUGCUUUCAAAAUAUUUUAAACUAUUGUCGAACAGGAAAACUUCAUUGUCCAAAAGAUGUUUGUGGACCAAUUUUUGCGGAGGAACUAGCAUUUUGGGGAGUUGAUGAGCUAAUGAUGCAGCCAUGUUGUUGGCCAAGCUACAGUGAAUUCAAUGAUGCAAGCAAAAACCUAAAAGCUUUUCAUGAUUUCCCAAUGAACCAUUACCGCAAGAAGAAGAAACAAGUCCAUAAAUUUGAAAGCAAACAAACAAAAAAAUGCUCUAAAAAAACACAAUUUUACAAAUUGAAAAAGGCAUUAUGGAAUUUAACAGAAAUCCCUCAAAAAAAUUGGUUAACAAAGAUAGUUGCAAGCAUUCAAGUUUUUACAACAUUGCUAUCUAUUUUGACGUUUUGUUUGGCAACAGAACCAAAGCUGAAAACAAAAUAUGAUAUAGUAUUCAAUUAUUUUGAAAAAUCUUAUUGUCUCAUCUUUACAGUGGAUUUACUUUUAAAGGUUUUAUGCUGUCCAUCAUUUUGUAAACUUCUCAAAGAUUUCUUGAUAUGGGUGGAUGUUGUUUCAUUACUUCCCUUUUAUUUUGAAUUUCUAUUAAAUGCAAACAACGAAUUCCUUCAAUCAUUGCGGCUACUUCGAAUUUUUAGAAUACUAAGAUUCUUCAGAAACUUAAGAGGAAUGAUGAUGAUAACGGUUUUUGGAGAGACUUUAAAAGCUAGUUUUGAACCGUUAAUGUUGCUUGGUUUGGUUUUAUUUAUUCCAAUGGUAUUAUUUGCUGCAAUGGUUUAUUAUGCUGAAAAAAACUUUAGUACAAAUUCCCAAUUCAAGAGUAUCCCAAAAUCAUGCUGGUGGGCCAUAAUCACUCUGACCACUGUUGGAUAUGGAGAUAUAAUACCUAGCUCAGUUGUUGGUAAAAUUGUAGGCGUUUUUUGUGCAACGUUUGGAGUUCUAGUGGUUGCACUGCCUAUAUCCGUUAUAGGUAAUAACUUCACAUUUUACUAUUCGUAUGCAAAAGCAAGCAUGAAGCUACCUAAAAAUAGGAGUAAACUCUUAAUAGAUCAAGAUAUACUAAACUUUAACGAAAAAUGCGAUAAUGAGCGUAACUCAAAAUCACGUCGUUAUGGACUACCGUCUCUAUACUUUGAUUCUCCAAAAAUAAACACAAAAGUCAAACUUCAAGACGAAUUAUCAAAGUCAAUUUUGUUACCAAAAAUUUUGUUGUCUCCUCAUUCAGAUUCUAAUAUUGAACUGGAAGCAGCACUUUUUCAAACAAAAGACAGCACUUUAAAAGGUUUUGCAGAGACCAACUCUGGAAUCAACAAAAUCUAUAAGAAAACCUCUUUAAACAAAAUAACUAAUAGCCCAAUUUACAUUACAAAUAACUAUGAUAACAGUUUACUAAACAACGAAAAUAAAGGAAACCUAAAACGCUCUUACUCCAAUGUUAACGAGCCAAUUCCUUUUAUGCUCCCCUUUAACAUUUCAAAUGAUUCUUGUUCAAGUUCACAAAUUAGUCUGAAAUCAACAUCAGAAGAGCGAAAAAAAGUAAUUCAUGCAGAUAUUACUCAAUACGUUCCAAGAAAACUAAGUGCUCGAGUCAGAGCAGAAAUAUGUCGGAAACUUAAUGUUGAAUAUAAUAAUAACUACUGAUGUAUGUAUGUAUAUAUGUAUGUAUGUAUGUAUGUAUGUAUGUAUGUAUGUAUGUAUGUAUGUAUGUAUGUAUGUAUGUAUGUAUGUAU
Molecule: messenger RNA, 2038 nt
Organism: Hydra vulgaris (swiftwater hydra)
Lineage: Eukaryota; Metazoa; Cnidaria; Hydrozoa; Anthoathecata; Hydridae
Product: potassium voltage-gated channel subfamily C member 1
Biological process (GO): protein homooligomerization; potassium ion transmembrane transport
Cellular component (GO): membrane; voltage-gated potassium channel complex
Molecular function (GO): delayed rectifier potassium channel activity; protein binding
Source: RefSeq, a predicted model, not a curated record